AAUAUGCUCAUUUUGCAUUAUCACAACCAUCAAAAGGCAUAAUUCCUUCUACUUGCUUAGACACCAAGCCAACUUGUAGUCCCCAAUUACAAAUGCUAAACCCACAGUUCAAGGAACUUUAUAUAUAUAGGGUCACCUGAGUUCUUUUUGCUUGUGCCUUGGCUAAAACCAAAACCAUGAAAUAUGGUGAAAUUUCUCACUUUAGCAAUCCCAAACACAAGCCUUACUUUGAUCGCACCGACUUUCCAUUCAAGUGUGAUGGCUGCAAGGAAGUCGGCAUAGGCCCCCACUACAAGUGCACCGCUUGUGACUACGAUCUCCACACCCAAUGCCACCACGCUCUCCUCUCCUCACCUUCUUUGUCCCACCCUUUCUACACCAAAUGCUCGUUUCAAUUCCUCCAACGCCCCCCUGGCAGCAUCCCCCGCUACUGCAACGCGUGUGAGAAGAAUGUGGGGGGCUUUGUCUACCAUUGCACUGCUUGUGGGUUUGACCUCCACCCCUGUUGCGCAAAGCUCCCCAUGGUGCUCGAUGACGGUGAAGUGAAGUUGUACCUGUAUAGGAAGGUUAGCGCGUCAUGUCUAAGGUGUGGAAGGAAAGGGAGGAGUUGGAGCUACCGAUCCGGGUGCAAGAAGUACAAUCUUCACGUUGCUUGUGUGAAGGAGAUGGUGAUGGAGAAUUGGCAAGAGAUAUGUUCAGGGCAAGGAGGAGGAGGAGAAGGGAAUAAUAGAAGUGCUAUUCUUGAAACAACAGGUAAUCCUACUAGGAAGUUGGACAGUGGAAUUCCUAACUUGAAAAGCACUAUUCAGAUCCAUCAGCAGAAAAGUAAGGGUAAAGGGAAUAAGUAUUGUGGCAUGGCUGGUUUGGCUUUACAAUUUGUUGUGUCAGCCAUUCUUGGUGACCCUACUACUCUCAUUGCUGGUGUUGUUGGUUACUUCUUGUCCAAAUAGUUACGUGUUUUAGUUAAGCAAUGGACGUCUUUGGUAAGAUAAGGAAUAUAUAGAGAUUGGUCACAAAGAGAUACAAAAUAUGGAUGGAUGGAUAAGAAUAUUCAAAAGUGAACCCCACCAAAAAAUUGGGUAAAAUCUUAUCCAUUCAUGUAUAUUACGUGUUUUUCUUUUCGUGUGCUUAAUUUCUGUAUUCAUAACAGAAUUGUAAAUAAAAUUCUUACCGAAUACAAAAAUAUUGGAACUCAUAUUUAAUAAAUUAAUAAAUACACGUGAAGCUUAUCUA
Camellia sinensis is the source of this 1233-nucleotide messenger RNA. RefSeq lists its product as uncharacterized. The record is from RefSeq and is a predicted model, not a curated record. NCBI's taxonomy places the organism in Eukaryota, Viridiplantae, Streptophyta, Magnoliopsida, Ericales, Theaceae.